AAAGGAGGCGGGAAAUACCUGGCAGCGUUCAGUCAGUUGUUCAGCGGUCUGGGCUGAGGAAGCAGGGGAGGCGCGCAGCUCCCUCUGUCUGCUGAAGUGAAUAUUGUCAGAAUUGUGAGGAAAAGACGCAGAUUGUGUACUUCGCUUUUAUCAGCUGAAAUAGGCUCUUAUCGCCUGCUGCUGAGGAGAACGCAGUACGUGUGAAGAAAGGGACGUUCCCACUUGAGGCAAAGCAAUAAUUUCUGAAGAAGAGAACUGAGGAGAAAUCGGUGAAAGUGAUUGUUUUGGCUUUAGCUUAUUCUGUGGAAGCAAGGAGUGAAAACGUUGUGUGUGAGCAGAGUAGUGACAAAAAGAAGAAGAGCUGAAGAAAAAAACUGAUUUGUUGCAAGAGAAUUGGAAUCCCAUAUAGGAGUUAUAUAGAUUUAUAUAAAGCGGUAACAUAUUCCAUGGCGCUGUACAACUGAAGGAUCAUUCUCAACCGAAAAAGUGUGGUAGUUCUGGAUGCAGGUGGCAUCUGACAAUCAAUAACAGACGACCCUCUUCUGGAUAGGAACGAACGCGCAGGAAGGAAAAAUAAGGAAUUUAUUUAAUUUGCCCCAGAGAAAAUGGCAAGAAAACACCCAGAUGUUCUAGCAAGAAGCAAAAGAGCUUUUUAAGAUGAGAUACGUGUAAUUAAAAAGUCAUCCAGAGUGUUAAACAUUAUCUGUCUGCCCUGGGGCUGGCGGAGGGGAAGGAUUGUGCAAGUUGUGUAUUUAGCCAGGCGUAGAUAAACAGCUGCAAAGGAUUCAAUCUGGUUAUUAUUUCUGCACUAAAUGAUAGUUUGAUGCACCCACAUGGAUGUGAAGAUCUCUGCUUUUUCUUAUUCCUGCAGCUCGGACCGACGUGGUAAUACAUUAAACCCGCUUUCGUGCCUGCCUUUUUUUCCUGUUUAAUCAUAUUUCCAUCGAGAACAACCAAACAACCGGAUUUUUGUUCUCCUUUGCCAUUGUUUUUUUUUAUUUGCAAUAACCAGAGCAAUAAUGUGUGGGGAGAAGAUGAGAUGAUCAGAUCUGGAAAUUGUAUGUAAGGACAAAUGGGAACUUGAGUGGUCGUGUUAGAAAGAAGAAAUAAAGGGAAUUGGUGGGGGGAUAUUUCUGAUCUGUUGACUGCCUGUUUAUGCGUUGUGUUUAUAUAUAAAUGGACAGGAUCAUAUUUCAUCAAAGAUAAAGCUGACAUGCAACAAAGGAUCUGCUUAUACAGUAACUGCAAGCCAUCCGAACUUAGUACAUGCAGGGGAAAGAAAUGAAUACUGAUUCUACCACUGAAGAUUUCUACUAUAAUAAAAAAACACUACGUUGACAUAUUGGAACAGUGACGGCCAUCCUGUUAUAAUUAAGAAUGAGAAUUUGGUUCUUGUUUUCUUUUCCUGUAUGUUUUCUUUUUUUAGACUCGGAAAUAAAUCAGUUGCUAACCACAGCUAAAUGCUCUUUUUAAAUAAUCACUUUAUGCCUUUAUUUUUUAUAUUUUCGCCACGCAAAGAAAAAUAAUUUGCCCAUCUGCAACGGAUUUUAAAAAAAGAAAUACUUUUUUUCUAUCACGAAUUUGCUUUAUUUUUAUAACUUAUAUUAUAUUUUUGGAACGAUACCAACAGAGUUCUGACAGAUGGUGAGCAUUUUUUUGCUUUCUUUUUGAAAACCAUUAGCACCUGGACUGUCACAUCUGAUCAGUUACCAUCAAUCAAUUAAGAAUAUAUAUUAUUUUUCUAAAAUGACAAUUAAACAUUAACAUUUUAUAUAGUUGUAGUCAUUUUGGUUUAGAGUUGGGUAACGCCAUAUUUAUUUUUGGAGAUUUAUUUUUUCUUAACUUGGUUUGGAAUUUUAUUUGCACUAUGAUGGAAGUACCUUCUUGCUCAAAGAAAAGUCUCUCGCUGACGCUUCCCGUACCACGGGAAGGGCAAGCUACCCUGAAGCCUCCACAACAUCUGUGGAGGCAACCAAGGACGCCCAUUCGAAUAAAGCACAGGGGUUACUCGGACACAGAUCGCCAUCCUCAUCGGCAGAUGGAAAGAGCGGAUGCUAUGGAUACCAGUGACCGCCCUGGUCUGAGAAAGUCCAGAAUGUCCUGGCCAUCUUCUUUCCAUGGUACCACCAGCAACAGCCAUUCAAGCCAUAAACAACGCUUCGAUGUGGAGAAUGGUCCUUCCCCAGGGCGCAGCCCAAUCGAUUCGCAGGCGAGUCCGGGGCUGGUGCUUCACCCCAGCUUUCCACAAAGCCAGAGGCGGGAAUCUUUCCUGUACCGGUCUGACAGUGACUAUGACAUGUCUCCGAAAACCAUGUCCCGCAAUUCCUCCAUCACCAGUGAGGCGCACACUGAGGACCUCAUUGUUACACCCUUUGCUCAGGUGCUGGCCAGCCUGCGUAGUGUGCGCAACAACUAUACCAUCCUUGCCAACGUUACCACCCCAACCAAGCGCUCCCCAGUGUUGCCUCAGCAAACAGUCUGUAAAGCAACUCUCUCAGAGGAAACGUAUCAGCAGCUAGCCAAAGAGACUCUGGAGGAGUUGGACUGGUGUCUGGAUCAGUUGGAGACUAUGCAGACCUACCGUUCUGUGAGCGAAAUGGCAUCUAACAAGUUCAAGAGAAUGCUGAACCGUGAGCUCACCCACCUGUCUGAGAUGAGCCGUUCAGGGAACCAGGUCUCAGAAUAUAUUUCCAACACAUUUCUUGAUAAGCAGAAUGAAGUGGAUAUCCCUUCCCCAACACAGAAGGAGAGAGAGAAGAAGAAAAAGCAGCAGCCCAUGUGCCAAAUCAGCGGUGUCAAAAAGUUAAUGCACAGCUCGAGCUUAACCCACUCUACCGUCCCACAGUUCGGAGUAAAAACCGACCAGGAGGAAGCUCUCGGCAAGGAACUGGACAAUUUAAACAAGUGGGGCCUUAACAUAUUCAGAGUAGCGGAAUAUUCCAAUAAUCGGCCACUUAGCUGUACAAUGUACACUGUAUUUCAGGAGAGAGAAUUACUGAAAACCUUCAAGAUCCCAGUAGACACCUUAAUGACGUACAUGAUGACCUUGGAAGAUCACUACCACGCCGACGUCGCUUACCACAACAGCCUACACGCAGCCGACGUCACGCAGUCCACGCACGUCCUCCUCUCCACACCGGCGUUAGAAGCGGUGUUUACAGACUUGGAGAUUUUGGCUGCAUUAUUUGCAGCUGCGAUUCAUGACGUAGACCAUCCUGGUGUUUCCAAUCAGUUCCUUAUUAAUACAAAUUCUGAGCUGGCGUUAAUGUACAAUGAUGAAUCUGUGUUGGAGAAUCACCAUUUAGCCGUGGGCUUUAAACUGCUGCAGGAAGAGAACUGUGAUAUUUUCCAGAACCUCACCAAAAGGCAGAGGCAGACGAUGAGAAAGAUGGUGAUUGACAUGGUUCUGGCCACUGACAUGUCCAAACACAUGAGUUUGUUAGCAGACCUGAAGACUAUGGUGGAGACUAAGAAAGUCACCAGUUCUGGAGUUCUUUUGCUGGAUAAUUACACCGAUAGGAUACAGGUCCUUCGGAACAUGGUGCACUGUGCCGAUCUGAGCAACCCAACCAAGCCGCUGGAGCUUUAUCGUCAGUGGACCGACCGCAUUCUGGAAGAGUUUUUCAGACAGGGGGACAAAGAAAGAGAGAGAGGAAUGGAGAUCAGCCCUAUGUGUGAUAAGCACACAGCAUCUGUGGAGAAAUCCCAGGUGGGUUUUAUCGAUUACAUUGUCCACCCGCUUUGGGAGACCUGGGCAGACCUCGUUCAUCCGGACGCUCAAGAUAUCUUGGAUACUUUAGAGGACAACAGAGACUGGUACCAAGGCAUGAUUCCACAGAGCCCCUCUCCGCCGCCCGACGACCCAGACAAGGAUGAGGAGGCCUGCAUCGAGAAGUUUCAGUUUGAGCUGACUUUGGAGGAGGAAGCGGAAGAUUCCGACAAGGACAGGAACAGUGGUGUCGAAGAAGAGGAUGGUAACUGUUUGCAUGAAGCGCCUGAAAUCCGAGAGCCAGAAGACGAGUUUAUGACAAUGCAUGAAGGACAAGCAGAACAAACAGAUGUCUACUCAGACAACAUAUCACCAGUAGAAGAUUCAUGAACUUUGUUCAAACAAUAAUUUUAAAUAUUAUAUAUUAUCACUAAAAAAAAGAAACUAUUUUACACAAGAUCAAAAAUGUGGUUUAUUUCCUAUUUAUUUUUUGUUUUUUUUAUUUCUAAUUUUUUUUUUGUAUUCUCAAGGGGAACAAACACAAUUACUGUAGAUUCAGAUACUUUUGCACAGAAUAGGAGUUUGUUGCCAUAAGAAAGUUACAACACACUCUAGAAAAAAAACUGUAACUUAUUAUCAUUUUUUAGUAUUUUAUUUCAUUUGCCUUUUUUUUUUUUUUUCUUCUUCACCUUCCAACGGAUGCAACCAGGAGAAAAACCCAGUCCAUUUCUAUUUUUUGCCGCUUGGUUUAAUAAGCCAUUUUUUUCUUUUUUCCAAAAGAAAAUGUAUUGACUGUAGAUUUUUUUCUAAGUUUUUCCGUUUCUUUUGGACACGUAGAACAUUGGCCAUGCAAAAAGAAAAAAAAAAAUUUGCUCAUGCCACCAAGCUGUUUCAACGCCUUCGGAUAGUCUAAAGGGGAGAAGCAGUCGGAAAAUGACAGUGGAAAGGGUGUGCCUUUUAUAUAAAUAUACAUAGUUCUGUCUGAUUCUGUGUGAUAAACGGAGCUUCUGGGUCAACAGUGAACAGCUUCAACCUUCUCUUGUCACUGAGAUGUGUAUACAGAGGAUAUUGGAGCCGACAAACCAAUACCUUAUGGAAUUCGCAAUUUCCUGCCUGAAAGGAGUGUCGUACAUUUCAACCCCUAUUUACUAGCGACACUGUCACGAAAAAAAAAAAAAUCAACAGUAUCCAGCAAAGACACUUUUUUUGGUUUAAAAAAAAAAAAAGUAAUAUUUUAUUUGUCUAUAUCUCUUGACAUAGAUAUAUAAUAUAUAUAUAUUUUCUAAAUGCUCUUACGUUAUUGCUCAUCUCUUGUAAUGGAGUCAGCAUUAAUGCCAUAGUUUUACUAAGGGAGUCCGGUGGGAAACGAAUGGAAAUAUUAACGUAGAAGCCACUUGCAGUUCAUCUAAAAGUCUUCCUCGAUUUACUUUUCUUUCAUUUGCACAUUCUGGCAAUACACGAGCAUAAAGAGCAGGCUUCUAGGGAGGAGGAAAAUAGAACACUUUGAUUUUUCACCAGCAAAUUCAGUUUUUUUCUUUUCUUUUCACAUGUGUUCGUUUCUUGUUGGUAAACGUUCGUGCCCCGUGUCCGUAAGAUGCUCAUAUUAGAUGAACUGUCUGGUACCCCAGUGUUUAGUCAUUGAGUCUGACUGUAUGUUGUGAUUUUAUAUUCAUAUAUAAGAAAAUAUACACUUUGGCUGUUUGAUGGAAAACCCCACAGGAACAAAAAUGGGAAUUCAUGGGGCAGAGUUAUCGACAUUCAAAAUUGCAAGGUUUUUUUUAAUUUAUGCUGAUUUAUGGAAAAACACUGCACCCCACAAUUGCAAUCAAUCUGACAAAUUAUAAUUUCAUUGAAAAUAAUUUUCAGCUUUUAGGUGACAAAUUUUGAGUUUUAGUCUUUUGCGUUUAAAGAAACUCAAAUUUGCAAUUUUUGCCUCCAAAAAACCCUCCUCGGUGGUGAGAACUCUAAUUUGAAUGUUGAUAAAUCGGCCCAAAUUAAUUCACAAUAGACUAUAUAUAUAUAUAGUUAUAUAUAUUUCCUGUUUUGAACCCAUGAUGAGUUGCCUGUGCUUAUUUGUGCAGAUAUGCCAACUUAAUCCACAUCAUUGAUCAUCCUUUGUUACUUGGGUAUUGAGAAGAAUAAGGUUGUGCAAAUGCCAGGGCAGGAUUUUGAUCUUGCUAGAAAAGGUCAACAGCACCUGUCCAAUUGUGGUGGCAAAAGAUAGAAAUACGGUAGAGAGAUGUAUACCUGACUUAAAGAGCAUGUAAAAUCUAAAAAGAAUAAGGCUAGAAAUGCUGUAUUUUAUAUACUUAACAUAAACAUGAAC
Messenger RNA from Xenopus laevis (African clawed frog), 6035 nucleotides. RefSeq names its product cAMP-specific 3',5'-cyclic phosphodiesterase 4D (gene pde4a.L). Bases 1868 to 4099 code for a protein of 743 amino acids. The transcript has 15 exons. The record is from RefSeq and is a predicted model, not a curated record. NCBI's taxonomy places the organism in Eukaryota, Metazoa, Chordata, Amphibia, Anura, Pipidae.